This is a messenger RNA of Pecten maximus, 1510 nucleotides long. Its product is annotated as mitochondrial import inner membrane translocase subunit Tim9-like. NCBI's taxonomy places the organism in Eukaryota, Metazoa, Mollusca, Bivalvia, Pectinida, Pectinidae. The transcript has 4 exons. The coding region runs from base 256 to 498 and encodes 80 amino acids. The record is from RefSeq and is a predicted model, not a curated record.
CACGUGGGUGUGUUUACAUGUGAAUGUCGUGUCAAGCACAAAAUCUGUAUUUUAUCGGAUUGAUGAGCGUAUUAACUUAUUUCGAUGUGUACUUGGAACUCAAAAAAUAAUAUCAUCUAAAUUCGGAAGAAAAACUCUGACUAUAAACUCAAAACCUUAGACGGUAAUAAAGUCCGGACUUAUGUAGACUAGAUCUAGCAAGUGCAUGUGUUUAGACAGAUUUUGUGUAGGUUAGAGAAGUUUCCAAUAAGGAUCAUGGCAGCUGUAGACCCCAACAUCAAUCCAGAAAAUUUGUUUAGAGAAUAUUUUGGGACAUAUAACAAAUUGGCAGAGCAUUGCUUUGUGGAUUGUGUCCAUAGCUUCACCACAAAGAGAGUCACCAAAUCAGAGGCAUUGUGUGCAACAAACUGUUUGGAGAAACACUUUGAGGCGUAUGGACGUAUUACUCAGAAAAUUCAAGUAUAUCAAUUAGGCAAGCUUAAUGAACUUAAUCCAUGAUAAUGCUGAUGGAAAUUCGUGUUAUGGGAUUAAAAUCUAUGACAGUAAAGAGAAUUGUCUGGUUUCAGUCAACAGAUACAGAUUCCGGCUGCUAUUGGAAGAUGGUGUAUAUGUACAUUGUGUUUGUAUGUGGACUGCUGUGUGUUGUCAAAGGUAUUUAAGAUUAAAAGAAGUACUGUACUUAAUUAAUUUACUGAAUGGGGUAUUAUGUAUAUCAACUACAUCCACAGUAUUGAUUUAAAUCCAAAAUCUAGUUAAAACAGAGUAAAGAAAAAAAAUUAAUAUAAUGACAUGGAAUUACCUUUAAGUCAGUUGUUUGAAGAAUAUUCACAGUAACAUAAUGCUUUGUUAUCAAUAUAACAGAAGCUGAAGAGUGACUAAAUGUUAACAAAUGGCUGCAGUAAAAUUCCUUCAUCAAAUUAAGAAAGAUCUUGAAACUUUACUAAUGAAUAGGGUUACGUUUACAUGUAUAUCAUUAUGAUGACCGAUUUCACUCUUGUAGUGUUUUCUUAACAAAAGUACCUGUUUGGGAUUUCUCUUCAGACUUGAAAGUCAUAGGAUAUAUAGAACAUGGUUUCUUCACGUCAUAUUGAGUUGUGUUGUAAUUGUUCCACUUUAACAUAGUGCAGUGCCUCCUCAUUGAAACUUAGAAAUUGCUUUUCAUGGCUGAAGGUCAUAGGUCAAGGUCACUUUCUAUUUAAUAGAACAUAUAUCUGAAUUUUGUUGUGACCAUUUCAUUCCAUUUGACACAGUGCUACCGCUUUGAAACUGUCUGCUCAUAGGAUUACUUUUCAGAUCUGAAAGUAUAGUAUAAUAUGGGGUCCGCCACCAUCUUUAUCCUACAAAUCAUGUAUUUAAGAAGUGUAAUAUAGAACAUUUUAAUGUUAUCAGUGAACAUAAGAUUUACCAACUUUAUGAUUUACUUUUUCUGAUAGAACAAUUUGAGUGAGGAAGUGUUUACUGGUAAAUUGAAUAAAAUACAACUCAUGGAAUACAAUCACAAUUGUGUGUA